CCCCCUCGCGCGCCCGCCCGCCCGCCCGCUCGCCCGCUCGCUCUUUCUGCCUAUAUAGGAUGUGCCGCGGCAUGGUUGGCUCCUUGCGGUGAAGCGCACACAGGCGCGUGCGGCUCGCCUUCCCUUGCCUGGCUUUGCAGCAGGAGCGGCUGGGUCUCUUUCCCUUCCUUGAGCAGAGGAGAGCCUUUGCUAGCUGGUGCCGCCGCCCGAUCCGAUCUCCUCGCCUCUUCUCCUUCUCCAGCUGCCCUCUUUUCUUCCCUUCCCUCCGGAGGAAAAGCCUCGAUGUGCUGCCGCCCAUGGCAGGGGCACAGCCAGGGGUCCACGCUCUCCAGCUGCAGCCGGUCCGCGUCUCCGCCAGCCUCAAGAAGGGCACCGCCUUCCUCAAGUGGGACGAUGACUCUACCAGUGUGACAUCUGUUUUUCUCCGAACAGACCCCAAUGGAUUUUUCUUGUAUUGGACUGACCAAAAUAAAGUGCAGGAAUCAGAGCUGUUAGAUAUCAGCCUUGUCAAAGAUGCUCGAUGUGGGAAACAUGCCCGAGCCCCCAAGGAUCCAAAAGUACGCGAACAUCUGGAUGCAGGGAACAUAGGAGGACGUCUGGAACACCGAAUGCUCACAAUUGUUUAUGGGCCCGACUUGGUCAAUAUAUCAUACUUGAACUUAGUAGCAGCUCAGGAAGACAUUGCAAAGGAAUGGUCAGAGGAAAUCUUCAAUCUGGCAACCAACCUGCUGGCACAGAACAUGUCAAGGGAUGCUUUGCUGGAAAAAGCAUACACAAAACUUAAAUUGCAAGUGACUACAGAGGGACGUAUUCCUUUGAAGAACAUUUAUCGUUUGUUCUCCUCGGACCGAAAGCGUGUUGAGACUGCAUUGGAAGCUUGUAAUCUUCCCUCUGCCAGGAACGAUUUCAUUCCUCAAGAUGACUUCACCCCAGAAAUGUACCGAGAAUUCCUGAGCAACCUGUGCCCUCGGCCUGAGAUCGACCACAUCUUCCAAGAGCUCGGUGCCAAGACCAGGCCAUAUCUUACUGUUGACCAGAUGAUGGAAUUUAUAAACCUGAAGCAACGAGACCCACGAUUAAAUGAGAUUCUUUAUCCACCACUGAAGCAGGAACAAGUUCAGCAGCUGAUUGAAAAAUAUGAACCCAAUAACGCUUUGGCGAAGAAAGGGCAGAUAUCAGUGGAUGGAUUUAUGAGAUAUUUAAGUGGAGAGGAAAAUGGAGUGGUUCCACCUGAAAAACUGGAUGUGAAUGAAGAUAUGGCCCAGCCUCUGUCUCAUUAUUUUAUCAAUUCCUCACACAACACCUACCUCACAGCUGGACAGCUGGCUGGUAACUCAUCUGUCGAGAUGUAUCGCCAAGUACUUUUGUCCGGCUGCCGCUGUGUUGAGCUGGAUUGCUGGAAAGGCCGAACAGCUGAAGAAGAACCGGUCAUUACACAUGGAUUCACUAUGACAACUGAAAUCUCCUUCAAGGAAGUAAUAGAAGCUAUCGCUGAAUGUGCAUUUAAAACAUCUCCUUAUCCCAUCCUCCUCUCAUUUGAAAACCACGUGGAUUCCCCCAAACAGCAGGCAAAAAUGGCAGAAUAUUGCAGAUUAAUAUUUGGUGAUGCUUUGCUGAUGGAGCCCUUGGAAAAAUACCCACUCGAACGUGGUGUUCCUCUUCCAAGCCCAGCAGACCUAAUGGGCAAGAUUCUGGUGAAGAAUAAAAAGAAGUCCCACAAGUCUGCAGAUGGAGCCGCAAAGAAGAAACUUGCUGAACAAGCUUCAAAUACAUGCAGUGAUGCAUCCAGUGGGUUUGAACCUUCCUCUCCUGGAGCAGGGGAAGCAGAGAUUGAAAGUGAUGAUGAUGACGAUGACGACGAUGACUGCAAAAAAUCAAUGGAGGAAGGGACAGCCGGAAGUGAAGCUAUGGCUACCGAGGAAAUGUCCAACCUGGUGAAUUAUAUACAGCCUGUGAAGUUUGAGUCAUUUGAGAUUUCUCAAAAACGGAACAAGAGUUUUGAAAUGUCUUCCUUUGUGGAAACCAAAGCACUUGAGCAGCUCACAAAAUCUCCUGUCGAGUUUGUGGAGUAUAAUAAAAUGCAGCUGAGCCGGAUUUAUCCAAAAGGGACACGUGUUGAUUCCUCAAAUUACAUGCCUCAGCUCUUCUGGAAUGCAGGCUGUCAAAUGGUUGCUCUGAACUUCCAAACUGUAGAUCUGUCUAUGCAAAUAAAUAUGGGGAUGUAUGAAUAUAAUGGCAAAAGUGGAUAUAGACUAAAACCAGAAUUCAUGAGAAGACCAGACAAGCAUUUUGAUCCAUUUAGUGAAGGUAUUGUAGACGGAAUAGUAGCAAACACGUUGUCUGUGAAGAUCAUUUCCGGACAGCUUCUUUCUGACAAAAAAGUUGGAACUUACGUAGAAGUGGAUAUGUUUGGUCUUCCUGUGGACACAAGGCGGAAAGCUCUUAAGACUAAGACCUCUCAAGGAAAUGCAGUGAAUCCUGUCUGGGAAGAAGAGGCCAUUGUAUUUAAGAAGGUUGUUUUGCCUUCUCUGGCCUGCUUGAGAAUAGCAGCCUAUGAAGAAGGAGGAAAAUUCAUUGGUCAUCGAAUAUUGCCAGUAUCAGCUAUUCGACCAGGCUAUCACUAUAUUUGCCUAAGGAAUGAAAGGAAUCAGCCGUUGAUUUUGCCAGCCUUAUUCGUAUACAUAGAGGUUAAAGACUAUGUGCCUGAUACAUAUGCAGAUGUCAUUGAAGCCUUGUCCAACCCAAUCAGAUAUGUGAACUUGAUGGAGCAGAGAGCAAUACAGCUGGCAGCAUUGACUCUGGAGGAUGAAGAAGAAGUAAAGAAAGAGGCAGAACAGGGAGACACUCCUUCAGAAGCUCAUAAUGAACCUAAGCCUGCACCAGCUGAAAAUGGAGUAAACCACGCCGCUUCCCUUACACCUAAACCAUCAACUCAGGUUGUUCCCAGCCAACCAACACCAGGUUCUGUGAAAGUGCCAGCGAAAACAGAAGAUCUUGUUCAGAGUGUUCUGACUGAGGUUGAAGCACAAACUAUUGAAGAACUAAAACAACAAAAAGCAUUUGUAAAACUCCAGAAGAAGCAUUACAAAGAAAUGAAGGAUCUUGUGAAGAAACACCACAAGAAAACCACAGAUCUUAUAAAAGAACAUACAGCAAAGUACAAUGAAAUCCAAAAUGAUUACCUGAGACGGAGGGCAGUCUUGGAGAAAACAGCAAAAAGAGACAGUAAGAAAAAAGGUGAAACUGGCAGCCCGGAUCACAGCUCUUCAACAGUUGAACAAGAGUUGACCACUCUUGAUUCAGAAAUGACUCAAAAGUUAAUAGAGCUGAAAGAAAAGCAACAGCAGCAACUACUUAAUCUUCGUCAAGAACAGUAUUAUAGUGAAAAAUACCAGAAGCAAGCACAUAUUAAAUUGCUCAUUCAAAAGUUGACAGAUGUAGCAGAGGAAUGCCAGAAUAAUCAGUUGAAGAAACUUAAAGAAAUGUGUGAAAGAGAAAAGAAAGAGUUAAAGAAAAAGAUGGACAAAAAGAGACAAGAGAAAAUCACAGAAGCCAAAUCAAAGGAUAGGAGUCAAGUAGAUGAGGAGAAGACAGAAAUGAUUCGGUCAUAUAUUCAGGAGGUGGUGCAAUACAUUAAAAGGUUAGAAGAUGCUCAGAGCAAAAGGCAGGAAAGGCUUGUGGAAAAACACAAGGAGAUCCGUCAGCAAAUAGUGGAUGAAAAGCCCAAGUUGCAGGCUGAACUCGAUCAAGAAUAUCAAGACAAAUUCAAAAGACUCCCACUGGAAAUUCUGGAAUUUGUACAAGAAGCAAUGAAAGGCAAAAUUAGUGAAGAUGGCGACCACAGCUCUACCACUUCUUCCCUCACAUCCGAUGGUGGAAAACUGAACCAUAAACCACUACAAAAUGAGGAACUGGAGGAUAAUCCAGGAAAAGUGUUUGAUACCCCUCUCUAACCACUCCUACAAGACCCAUUCCUAAAUUACUGUGGCAGAGAAUGUCACCAUUGUGCUCCCUGGAUUCUCUUCUCUUUGUGAAUAGUCAUUGGACGCCUCACAUCUGGAAGACUUCUGUUGGGAUGGCUCACAUUUCCAAAACAAGUGGUCAGUGAGGACUCUAUAUGUUGUCUGUAACCCUUCUUUGUUUAUUAGCUGAAGAAAAUAGCUGAAUUGGCCAGUGCAGCCCUUUCUGUGGCCACAUUUAUUAGGAUGGUUUUCCAUUUGGGUGCAGUUGGAGCUUCCUCCGGGACCAGAACAUGUUGUGCAGAUACAAAUGCACAGAUCUUCUUGUGAAGCAGCAAUGGGAAGAAUAAAUAAUUUAUCCACACACAACCAUCAUAACAUCCUUAACUUAAUGUUUCCUCCUCCCUGCACCCUGGAAACAUCUACCAUCUUAAUUGCACUGAUUUUUAAAUAUGUGGUUCUUUAUUUUUCUUUGUUUUGCAAGCAUCAGCAGCUUGCUUUGUUGACAAUGUACCAGAGAAUGAAUCUGCUUUGAGAUGUUCUACUGAAACUGUGGUAAUGAACCUAAGUUCCCAAACUGAAAUCUCUUCAAAAAGUAUAUAUAUUUUAUUUUUUUCAUCAUUCACAUUAGGGAUGGGACGUCUAUUUGAAAACUGUCAGAAGAAUGAGUUUGUCAAAUUUGGGGAAAAUCCUGAUGAGGACAGUCCUAUUUAUGGGAUAAUCUUUGCAGUUCAAGACUUUAUUUGCAUGAAAAUGUGUAUGUAUGUGUGUGUUUUAUGCAGUAAAAACGUUUUUGUGCAGAAAACAUUUUGUGCAGAAAACAUUUUUGUGUAAAAAUACAGAAUUUUCUGCAUAACACAAGUUCUCUUUGAAGAAAACAAGCUUCCUGCAGAGCAAAUACGAUUUUCUUUAGAAAGAAAGCAUAUCCUUCAAAUAGAAUAUGGUGUUCUUUGCAAGAAAAAUGUCUCACAAUGCAGAAAAGUCAAGAUUUUAUUUUAAACUAGAUAACCCCUGAAUUGCAAAUAGUCUUCUAAAAAUUACAAUUUUCAAUGUUUUUCUUGUAGCAAGAAGAAACAUUGAAUGUUAUAUAUUCUUGCUUCAAGAAUGAAAUUUAUGAGGAUAUACAUCCGCAUAAUUCAUACAGAUGUAAACAAAUCUAUAAAAACAUAGCCCCCUCUGUAGAAAUAGAGCAUGGGCAUCCUUGCUGGGCUUUCCUUCAUGGUGAAAUGGAAAGAUUGAGGGAUAUGGACUAAUACAGUGACAACAAAUUAGAGUCACUAUAAAGCAAUUUUUAAUCUGUAAACUUUAAUUAAAAAGACAUUGUUUUCAGUUAUCAUUUCUGGGUACAUCAUGUGAUCCAAUUAUUUUAAAAUGCUUACCAACUAUAAUAUUGACACAAAGACAUCUCUUCCAUAGUUGUUUUAUUAAUAUUAUUUUUUUAUUGUGGUAUGCAUGUGGGAGAUGUCAUCUCCAAAAUGUAUAUAAAACAGACAUUUCAGAGCUGGAAUCUUUGUGAAAAUAAAAGGAAAUACUGAAGCAAAAGGACGUGGAGGGUGAAGACUUGAGUUCUAAUCCUGAAAUUUAUUUAUAUGGAAAGAUUAUAGCCCCUCUGAACUUAAUAGAUUUAUGUGGUGGAUAACACUGAAACACUAAAAAAUUCUGAGUAAAUACUUUAAUAUGUAAUAGCAUAUAUGUAGUUAGCUUUCCCUCAGGAGUUCAGCAAAAUAACUUAUUUUAUUUAAAUGUAAGCAAUAAUAGAGAUCAAACUUCAAGUUAAGUGAUAUGUGUACAUAAGAAAAUUAAAACUUUGGCUAAGCAGUAUUUUUUUGUUCUUAAUAUGCAGCACGCACGAAGAAAAGUUCCACAAUAUUUGAAGAGUACAUAAACAACAUGCACUCUGCUUACAAUGUGUGGAGUAAUUAAAGGGUGUAACUAAGACUUUUGUUUUGAUUUUAAGAGUAUGACGCCUGUCAUUUAUUCUACUUUUUGCACUUUGAAGAUCAAUAUUAUUAAUCAUUAAAUAAAAAACCUGGAAGGGUCAAUGUUUAAUGCUGCAUUUUAUAAGAUAAAGGUUCAAUAAAUUUGUUUUAAGUUAGAUGGAAUACAAUAAUAGCAGUAUUCAUGAAAAUUAUGAGACUAUUUCUCUGAUGUGUGCUUGUAUAGUACAGCUACAAAUAGGUUAGGAGAAAUUCUAAGGAGCUUUUUAAUUUGAGAAGUACAAGUGAAUGGUUGACAGAGUCUAUUAGCAGUUGUGGUUGGUUUUCAGUACAUAUGUAUUUGAUCAUUGACUGUACUUACUUUUUUAAUAUCUGUACAGUGCCCCUUUUUGCAGUUGUAGUUUAGUGUGUAAUAAUGUAUAUCUUGCCUUGUUCAAACUUACAGUGAUACUAUCAUUUACCAUUAAUAUUACUUGAAAUAAAGUAAGAUAAUGAAAAUAAAGGAGUCUAUGAUGUGAGAGUCGUGUGCCUUUUAUGUAUUUGCCUUGUUGCGUGUUGAACGUAUGGAAGUAAUAUACUGUGGACAUUUUGGCUUUAGAGAAUAGAACUACAUCGUAUUCCAUCAAAUUCCAUUGUACACUUCAGAUAGCUUCACAAUACCAAGGAUCAUUUCUUUUAUUAGCUUAUGAUGAAUUUUAGCUCAUGGACACCAAACAUUUCAACCUAACAUGGUUGCAAGGGACUCUAACAGAACUAAAGAGAUAUAUGUCUUGCCUUCCUUUGAAAAUUAAUGUUGCUCUUGUACAUUGGUAUAAACACGUGUAUGUGCUGGCUGAUUGGAAAAAGUGAUAUGCUUUAAUUAGGGGAAAACUUCUCAUCAGUCAUCUAUAUAAUUUUCUUUCACAACCUUUUAGAUGCAUAAGUCACUUUUUUUGUACAAAUCCUAUGCAAUUUUGUGGCAUGUUGUUUCUUCCACUUGUAAUUUAUGUGCUUUCAUCACAGAUUCAAAUAAAAUUUCUAAAUGCUG
Molecule: messenger RNA, 6923 nt
Organism: Anolis carolinensis (green anole)
Lineage: Eukaryota; Metazoa; Chordata; Lepidosauria; Squamata; Anolidae
Gene: plcb1
Product: phospholipase C beta 1
Exons: 32
Coding region: 297-3953 (1218 amino acids)
Biological process (GO): memory; release of sequestered calcium ion into cytosol; lipid catabolic process
Cellular component (GO): nuclear speck; cytoplasm
Molecular function (GO): phosphatidylinositol-4,5-bisphosphate phospholipase C activity; calcium ion binding; calmodulin binding
Source: RefSeq, a predicted model, not a curated record